This is a messenger RNA of Oryza sativa Japonica Group (Japanese rice), 2856 nucleotides long. NCBI's taxonomy places the organism in Eukaryota, Viridiplantae, Streptophyta, Magnoliopsida, Poales, Poaceae. The record is from RefSeq and is a predicted model, not a curated record.
CCACCGCCUCAGCGCCUCUCCCUCGCUUAAAACCAAACCCACACACCCACCUCUUCUCUCUCUCUCAUCGUCUCCGCGACUCAGCCCACUCCUCUCUCUCCACCACCACCACCACCACCACCACCGCCCGCCAAGCGCGGCCCGCCCGACACAGCAGCAGCAGGAUCGGCGGAGAGGAGGGGGGAUCAUGGCGACGGCGGCGGGGAUGGGGAUCGGGGCGGCGUGCCUGGUGGCGCCGCAGGUGAGGCCGGGGAGGAGGUUGCGGCUCCAGCGGGUGCGGAGGCGGUGCGUGGCGGAGCUGAGCAGGGACGGUGGGUCGGCGCAGCGCCCGCUGGCACCGGCGCCGCUGGUGAAGCAGCCGGUCCUGCCGACCUUCCUCGUGCCGACGUCGACGCCACCCGCGCCCACGCAGUCGCCGGCGCCGGCGCCGACCCCGCCGCCGUUGCCGGACUCCGGCGUGGGGGAGAUCGAGCCCGAUCUAGAAGGUCUCACAGAAGAUUCCAUCGACAAAACAAUUUUUGUGGCUAGUGAGCAGGAGUCUGAGAUCAUGGAUGUGAAGGAGCAAGCUCAAGCUAAAGUAACACGCAGCGUUGUCUUUGUAACCGGUGAAGCUUCUCCUUAUGCAAAGUCAGGUGGACUAGGAGAUGUUUGUGGUUCACUGCCAAUUGCUCUUGCUCUUCGUGGUCAUCGUGUGAUGGUUGUAAUGCCGAGAUACAUGAACGGGGCCUUGAACAAAAAUUUUGCAAACGCAUUUUACACUGAGAAGCACAUUAAGAUUCCAUGCUUUGGCGGAGAACAUGAAGUUACUUUUUUUCACGAGUAUAGGGAUUCUGUUGAUUGGGUGUUUGUUGAUCAUCCCUCAUAUCAUAGACCUGGAAAUUUGUAUGGAGAUAAUUUUGGUGCUUUUGGCGAUAAUCAGUUCAGAUACACACUCCUGUGCUAUGCGGCGUGUGAAGCCCCAUUAAUUCUUGAACUGGGAGGAUAUAUCUAUGGACAGAAAUGCAUGUUUGUUGUGAAUGAUUGGCAUGCCAGUCUUGUGCCAGUCCUUCUUGCUGCAAAAUAUAGACCAUAUGGUGUUUACAGGGAUGCCCGCAGUGUUCUUGUCAUACAUAAUCUAGCACAUCAGGGUGUGGAGCCUGCCAGUACAUAUCCUGACCUGGGAUUGCCACCUGAAUGGUAUGGAGCAUUAGAAUGGGUGUUUCCAGAGUGGGCAAGGCGGCAUGCCCUUGACAAGGGUGAGGCAGUCAAUUUUUUAAAAGGCGCAGUUGUGACAGCAGAUCGAAUUGUGACUGUCAGCCAGGGGUAUUCAUGGGAGGUCACAACUGCUGAAGGUGGGCAAGGCCUCAAUGAGCUCUUAAGCUCCCGGAAGAGUGUAUUGAAUGGAAUUGUAAAUGGAAUUGACAUUAAUGAUUGGAACCCAUCCACAGACAAGUUUCUCCCUUAUCAUUAUUCUGUUGAUGACCUGUCCGGAAAGGCCAAGUGUAAAGCUGAAUUGCAGAAGGAGCUGGGUUUACCUAUAAGGCCCGAUGUGCCUCUGAUUGGCUUUAUUGGAAGAUUGGACUAUCAAAAAGGCAUUGAUCUAAUUAAACUUGCCAUUCCAGAUCUCAUGCGGGACAAUAUUCAAUUCGUCAUGCUUGGAUCUGGUGACCCAGGUUUUGAAGGAUGGAUGAGAUCCACAGAAUCAGGGUACAGGGAUAAAUUUCGUGGAUGGGUUGGAUUUAGUGUUCCAGUUUCCCACCGAAUAACUGCAGGUUGCGAUAUAUUGUUGAUGCCAUCCAGAUUCGAACCUUGUGGCCUCAAUCAGCUAUAUGCUAUGCAAUAUGGUACAGUGCCUGUUGUUCAUGGAACUGGAGGCCUCAGAGAUACAGUGGAGAAUUUUAACCCGUUUGCUGAGAAAGGAGAGCAGGGUACAGGGUGGGCAUUCUCGCCACUAACCAUUGAAAAAAUGCUGUGGGCAUUGCGGAUGGCAAUUUCGACAUACAGGGAACACAAGUCCUCUUGGGAGGGUCUAAUGAAGCGAGGCAUGUCAAGCGACUUUACAUGGGACCAUGCCGCCUCACAGUAUGAACAGAUCUUCGAAUGGGCCUUCAUGGAUCAACCAUAUGUCAUGUAAAUGGAUUUGAAGGAAGCAGCGAAUUUCUCCGAGGACCCUCAAUCUUCCUGUCUUUCAUGAGCGGAAUGAAAACUUUGUACACUACAUGGAAAGGGAACCAGUUAUGCAAAGUUGCAAACGAUCACUCAAGGUUACCCUUGUAGGCCUGCUACUUGGCCAAUAUGGUUCCAGUGACCAUAUGCAGAGUCAGGUUCAGAUGAAUGGCACUUGUGAGUAGUGAAGAAUAAGAUGAGGAUGCUUGAAGCGGUUUCACAUGUGGCUGAUACCACGCAAGCAACCUCUCAAUGCAUCGAAAUGUGAGUCUUGGAAUCAAUAGGAUUUAGCUCCCAUCAAUUACAGUUGUACCCUUUUUUGCUUAAUACUUUGUCGCCUGUGCUGUUCUUAUAUUUGUGUGAAGAUAAAUUUUAGUCCAUUAGGUAACUGUAUUGUUGAGUCUUAAGGUGAAGACUAAAUAGUGUUUGGAAGCUGUAGCUACUGCGAUGUCAAGUGUCAAAAGAGAUCUUGGAAAUCACAAGGUGAAGACUAAAUACUUCCUUCGUUUCACAAUGUAAGUCAUUCUAUGGAAAAUGCUAGAAUGAUUUAUAUUGUGAAAUGGAGGGAGUAGUGUUUGGAAGCAUGCGGCAUCAGUCAGGUGUGCCUUGUGUUAGCAGGCACAGGCACUCGCAUAUGCAGCACAUUUUUCCACCCCUUGUAAUCAAAUCAAGUUGCUUUAUCCAAUUAUCCUUGGCGUGAUGCCGUGAUCA